AUGGCUGUGUCCGACAAUCGAACUAUCAGGACGAAUCAUGCUGCUGCCACGAUGCCGCUUCAGCGACUCGACCAUCGACAUCUCUCGGCCCCGAAACCAGGGCGCCUUUCCCUCUCAACACAAGCAACCAGCCCUUCCACUGAUAAAACAGCUUCCAAACCCCCAGACAAGCCAGCAAUCCACAGCAUCUAUGAGCCCAAAACCGGCACGUGGCAGUAUAUCGUGGCAGACCCAUCAACCAGCGCGGCAGCCAUUAUCGACCCAGUCCUAGACUACGACCCAGCGACGCACGAAAUCAGCACCAACACCGCGGAUGCAUUGCUCACCUUGAUCAAAAAAGAAGGGUACACCGUCGUCGUGAUACUGGAGACGCACGCCCAUGCCGACCACCUCACCGCAGCAUCGUACCUCCAGGCCCGUCUUACCCAGGAACAGGCGCAGACCCCGCCAAUCGGCAUCGGCGCCGACAUCACCAAAGUGCAGCAGGUCUUCGGUCAGAAAUACGGGAUCCCAGCAGACGAGUACAGCGGCGUCUUCGGACGGUUGUUCCGUGACAACGAGGUCUUCGCCAUUGGGUCCCUGAGUGCCGUAGCGAUCCAUCUCCCGGGACACACACCAGAUCAUAUGGGGUACCGGAUUGGAGACAACGUCUUCGCGGGCGACUCCAUCUUCCACACCGACCUGGGCACCGCACGCACCGACUUCCCCGGCGGCGACGCGGCGAGCCUCUUCCGCUCUGCGCGGCGCCUCUUGUCCUUGCCCGAGCAUGUCCGCAUCUGGGUUGGGCAUGACUAUCCGUCGGAAAUGCGGGCGACACCGGUCUCUAGCGUGAGUGUGGGCGAGCACAGGCAGGAGAACAAGCACGUUAAGCUGGAUGUUGCGGAGGAGGAAUUCGUGAAGAUGAGGAACUGUCGCGAUGAGGGGUUGCCGCCGCCGAAGCUGAUCCAUCCGGCGCUGCAGGUGAACGUGAGGGCGGGGAAAGUGCCGCCGAUGCUGAAGGUUCCGGUGGAGAGGAAUGGGGUGGAGUGGUAG
Molecule: messenger RNA, 1032 nt
Organism: Aspergillus mulundensis
Lineage: Eukaryota; Fungi; Ascomycota; Eurotiomycetes; Eurotiales; Aspergillaceae
Product: MBL fold metallo-hydrolase
Exons: 2
Coding region: 1-1032 (343 amino acids)
Biological process (GO): hydrogen sulfide metabolic process; glutathione metabolic process
Molecular function (GO): sulfur dioxygenase activity
Source: RefSeq, a predicted model, not a curated record